UAAUUAUUAAUAUGUUAGCUAUAAAUAGUAAGAAGAAGAGCAUUAGAAGGAAUUACGCAGAAUUGAAAAGAAACAACCUUAGCAGUCAGAGCUGUGACGAUAACCUAUCUGAUCGCAUGCAACAGAGGAAGCUUAAAUUGGGCCUCACGAAGCUUAAGAUCAUGAAAAAUUUCAAGAGUGAGCAACUACCUGAUAGUAGUGAAUAUUACUUAGUGAAGCACCACAAGAGAUCCAACCUGAAGGAGAAUAGGAUCAAUGGGUUCCUGGAUUCUAUGAAGGUCCGACAGAUCCAUCUUGACGCAGUCCUCAAGGCAGUGAAGGCCUAAAACAUCACAAAAUUUGUACAUAAACCAUAAUUUCUCUUAAUAGUAUUUAAUC
Moneuplotes crassus is the source of this 378-nucleotide messenger RNA. NCBI's taxonomy places the organism in Eukaryota, Ciliophora, Spirotrichea, Euplotida, Euplotidae. The record is from the annotation of a GenBank genome assembly.